UCCAGAUCCCAGCCCCGCACUGUCUCGGUAUAAAAGCGCCGCCGCCUCCCCACCCUCCCUCACUCGCCCAGCAGCCUGGAGCGCGGCGGUGCCUCACAGCUCGCAGGGAUUUGUUUUUUUUUUCCCCUGCCGAGGGAGGCGCCUUUGGAACUAACCGUUUUCUUCCCCUCCCUCCUUUUUCGCUGUCGUCGCCUGUGGGGAGAAGAGCAAGGAAGGCGCCGAGGAGGAGGCGGAGGCGCAGAGGGGCUUGCUAGGAUGGCGACGGUAGUGCUGGAACCGGAGUCGGAGCCGUCUUGUAGCCUCCCCAACGCGGUACCCCCCUCGCCUAGCCUGUCGCACCGCUUUCUCGACAGCAAAUUUUAUCUCCUGGUCGUUAUAGGCGAGCUGGUCACUGAGGAGCAUCUGAGGAGAGCUAUCGCCAAUAUAGAGCGAGGAAUCCGAUCAUGGGACACAAACCUAAUUGAAUGCAACUUGGAUCAAGAACUUAAACUUUUUGUGUCUCGCCAUUCAGCUCGAUUCUCUCCAGAUGUGCGAGGACAGAAAAUCCUUCACCACAGAAGUGAUGUCUUAGAAACUGUAGUCCUGAUUAACCCUUCAGAUGAAGCAGUCAGCACUGAGGUGCGUUUAAUGAUCACAGAUGCUGCAAGACACAAGCUCCUGGUACUGACUGGGCAGAACUUUGAAAACACAGGCGAGCUCAUUCUUCAGUCUGGCUCUUUCUCAUUUCAGAAUUUUAUUGAGAUCUUCACAGACCAAGAGAUUGGAGAAUUAUUGAGCACUACUCACCCUGCCAACAAAGCUAGUUUAACGCUUUUCUGUCCUGAGGAAGGGGACUGGAAGAAUUCGAACCUUGAAAGACACAAUCUUCAAGAUUUUAUCAACAUUAAACUCAACUCUGCCUCUAUCUUGCCUGAAAUGGAAGGACUUUCUGAAUUCACAGAGUACCUGUCAGAAUCAGUGGAAGUUCCAUCACCUUUUGAUAUCUUGGAGCCACCAACAUCAGGAGGCUUUCUGAAGCUUUCUAAACCUUGCUGUUACAUUUUCCCAGGUGGAAGAGGAGAUUCUGCAUUGUUUGCAGUUAAUGGAUUCAACAUGCUUAUCAAUGGGGGGUCAGAGAGAAAAUCUUGCUUCUGGAAACUCAUCCGGCAUUUGGACAGAGUGGAUUCAAUUCUGCUCACCCAUAUUGGAGAUGAUAACUUGCCAGGAAUAAAUAGCAUGCUGCAACGGAAAAUAGCUGAAUUGGAAGAGGAGCAAUCACAAGGCUCUACUACCAACAGCGACUGGAUGAAAAAUCUAAUAUCACCUGAUUUAGGAGUUGUAUUUCUUAAUGUCCCUGAAAGCCUAGGAAACCCUGACCCUAAUUUUCAGUUAAAAAGAAGUGUAGAGGAGGCUUGUUUUACACUGCAGUACUUAAAUAAGCUGUCUAUGAAACCAGAACCCCUUUUUAGAAAUGUAGGAAACAACACUGAACCCAUUAUCCUAUUUCAAAAAAUGGGAGUAGGAAAGCUUGAAAUGUAUGUGCUCAACCCUGUCAAAACCAGCAAAGAGAUGCAAUAUUUCAUGCAUCAGUGGACAGGUACAAACAAAGAUAAAGCUGAACUGGUGCUGCCAAAUGGUCAAGAAGUGGACAUCCCCAUUUCCUACUUGACUUCAAUCUCAUCUUUGAUUGUAUGGCAUCCUGCAAACCCUGCUGAAAAAAUAAUCAGAGUUCUUUUCCCAGGAAACAGUUCCCAAUAUAGCAUACUAGAUGGACUAGAAAAGCUCAAGCAUUUAGACUUUCUUAAGCAACCAACAGUUACACAGAAAGAUCUAAGUGGCAAUGCAGCAAGUCCAGCAGUGAAACAAGCAAAACUUAAACAGCGAACAGACAGUAAGGAAAGUCUCAAGCCUGCCACAAAAUCGCUAUCUAGCAAGACAGCCAGAAAAGAAUCAAGAGAGGAGGCGCCUGACAUAGGGAAAUCUAGCCCACCUGAAAAGACUCAAAAAGUAGAAAGUAAAGAAAAACCCACAGUAAAAAAAGAUAAACCUGGAAAAGCUGAGACUAGGCUUUCUGUGACAGAAAAAGAUUUGACAGCUAAAGAACAGCAGCUUGUGAAAUCUGAAACAACUGAAAAACAAGCAGCAGAUGUUAAACCAAAAGUAAUAAAGGAGAAGCAUGUGAGAAAGGAAGUGAAAGUAAAAUCUGAGGAAAAGCAAGAGGAGAAAGAAAAGCCAAAGAAAGAGGUGCCUAAGAGGGAAGAAAAAAUCCUUGCUAAGAAAGAAGAAAAGCCUAAAAAGGAAGAUACUAAGAAAGAUGUGAAAAAGGAAUCUAAAAAAGAAUCAAAGAAAGAAGCUCCUCCAAAAGAAUCUAAAAAAGAAGAGAAAAAAGAAGUUAGAAAGGAAGAAAAGAAGGAGCCCAAGAAGCUUCUUAAAGAAACAAAGAAAACAUCUGCUUCUUUGCCUGACUCAAAAAGGACUGCAACAAAGCCUAAGCCACAAAAGAAGGAAGAGUCUGUCAAAAAAGAAAGUGGGCUUCUUGGGAAACCAAAGGAAAAAGUUAAAAGCAAGCCACUGAAGAAAGAGAUCAAGGUUACCGAAACACCAGCUGCAGCGGCUGCUUUGGGAGCUGUUGCUGCAACUGUGGCAGCUGUAGGUAUAGCGGCUACUGGAAAAGAACUUGAGGUGGAGCGAUCGCUCAUGUCUUCACCAGAGGAUUUAACAAAAGACUUUGAAGAAUUAAAAGCUGAAGAAGUUGAAGUAGUAAAGGAAACAAAGCCUCAGGUAGAUAUAAUAGAAAAUGAGGGCAAGUUAACGGAUAUAGAACAAAAGGAGGAUUAUGAAGUUCAGAAAGAAAAAACAGAAGGUCCCGAUGAUUCUCCUGAUGAAGGCAUAACUACCACUGAACCUGAGGGAGAAUGUGAACAAACUCCUGAAGAGCUGGAGCCUGUAGAAAAGGACAGGGUUGAUGACAAUGAAAAAUUUGAAGAUGAAGGGACAGGUUUUGAAGAAUCUUCUGAGGCAGGUGACUAUGAAGAAAAGGCUGAGACAGAGGAGGCCGAAGAACAAGGUGACAAUGAGGAAGAAGGGAUACCACUAGGCCUCAAAAAGCAAGAUAUGAAGGAUAUAAUAGAAACUGGGGAGAUUGAAAAAGAAAUGACUACAAUAUCUGAGUAUGAGAAAAUGAAAGGUUUAAAAUAUGACGAAAAAGCUGAGUUUAAAGUAGAGGGUGAAGAGCAGCGAGAUGAAGAAAAUGCAGAUGAAACAGUUGAAAAGGCAGAAAUAGAAGAGACUGAGGAGGAAGACAAAACUGAGGAUGUCAAAGAUGAUGAUGAUGAAACUGAAAAAAUAGAAGUUGAGGAAGACUAUGUUAUGGCUGUUGUGGACAAAGCAGCAGAAGCUGAUGAGAUUGAUCAUAAAUAUGGCUUACACAUAACUACUCCAACAAAGCAGUCUCCUGCUAAGGAACCAGCAUCUUCAAUCCAUGAUGAAACUUUGCCUGGUGGUUCAGAAAGUGAAGCAACGGUUUCAGAUGAAGAAAACAGAGAAGACCAACCUGAAGAAUUCACUGCUACUUCAGGAUAUACCCAGUCCACUAUUGAAAUAUCCAGUGAGCCAACUCCAAUGGAUGAAAUGUCAACUCCAAGAGAUGUGAUGAGUGACGAAACUAAUAAUGAAGAAAGUGAAUCCCCUUCCCAAGAAUAUGUUAACAUUACUAAGUAUGAGUCGGCACUGUACUGUCAAGAUUUUACUAAGCCUAAACUUUCACCACUUCCUGAUGCUUUCAAUGGGUUAUCUGAAGGAUCCAAAACAGAUGCUACUGAAGGCAAAGAUUAUAAUGUUUCAGCUUCUACCAUUUCACCACCUUCUUCAUUAGAGGAAGACAGAUUCAGCAAAUCUUCUUUCCAAGAUCUGUACCGCCAACGAGAAAAUGAAGUCAAAAGUACUACUAAAUUAGAAAUUUCAGAAGCUUUUGAUGAGAAACAUAGUCCAACUAAGAGUCCAGAUGAAAGUCCAGCCCCUCUAUCACCAGUUUCUAGAACACCUCUUAGUGAACGUAGUGUGAACUUUUCUUUGACUCCCAAUGAGAUUAAAGUGUCAUCUGAACCUACAACCCUCACAGUGCUGCCUGAAAAACAUGCUGAAACCCACGAAGAGCACUGUCCCAGCCCCGAUGAUAAAACAUUAGAAGUGGUGUCCCCUUCUCAAUCAGCUGCUGGUAGUGCUGGGCACACACCUUAUUAUCAGUCUCCCACAGAUGAAAAAUCAAGUCAGCUUCCAUCUGAGAUUCCUGGAAAAGUAACAGAAGUACCAAUCAGCUUUGAAGUUAAUGAUGCCAAAGAUAGUACUGCAAAACAUAGAAUAAGCCCAAUGGAUGAACCAGUGCCUGACUCUGAAUCACCAUUUGAAAAAGUGCUCUCGCCUUUACGAAGCCCACCACUGAUAGGUUCAGAGCCUUCCUAUGAUGCAUUUUUGAGUGCUGAUGUAAAGUCUCCUGUCAGAGAAACUGAGAGUCCCUUUGAAGAGAAAAGUGAAAAAGAUGGGUCUCCCUUGCAGAAGAGCCCAGUUUCUGAAGAAACUUCUACAAGUGUUUUCCAAGAACAGCAAGUUGAAAAAGACAUGCAGCUUACAUCACCAAAAUCAGACUUUGUCUUAGAAAAGAAAAGGGGUGACUUAGAACCUUCAGGAACUCAGCCUGCACUGGUUUUGGAUGAAAGGAAGCUAGGUGAGGUUUCUCCUACACAGGUAGAUAUUAGUCAUUUUAGCUGCUUCAAAGAAGACACCAAAAUGUCAAUUUCUGAAGGUACAGUCUCUGAUAAAUCUGCAACACCUGUUGAUGAAGUUGUAGCAGAAGACACUUACUCACAUAUUGAAGGAGUUGCCUCUGUUUCCACAGCAUCUGUUGCUACUAGUUCAUUCCCAGAACCAACCACUGAUGAUGUAUCUCCUUCACUGCAUGCUGAAGUUGGAUCUCCUCACUCUACUGAAGUAGACGAUUCUCUUUCUGUAUCUGUUGUACAAACACCAACAACAUUUCAGGAAACAGAAAUGUCUCCAUCUAAAGAGGAGUGCCCAAGACCUAUGUCCAUUUCUCCCCCAGAUUUCUCCCCUAAAACAGCAAAAUCAAGGACACCUGUUCAAGAUCAUAGGUCUCCUGAACAAUCAACUAUGUCAGUAGAAUUUGGACAAGAUUCACCUGAGCAGUCUUUGGCAAUGGACUUCAGUAGACAGUCUCCUGAGCAUCCCUUAGUAGGUGCUGCUAUACACCAUAUAUCUGAAAAUGGUCCAACUGAAGUUGAUUAUAGCCCUUCAGACAUGCAUGAGCACUCUUUUCCACAUAAAAUAUCACCAGUGGAGCAAGCGUGUUAUGGCCAUGAAAAGGAUAUUUCAGAGAUUAUUUCAGUAUCUCAGAUUGAGGCUUCACCAUCUUCCUCCUCUGCUCAUACACCAUCACAGGCAAGUUCUCCACUGCAAGAAGAAACUGUAUCAGGUGUUACACAGCCUAAUGAGAUACCAUUACAUCCUACAUUUCCAUCAGAAAAAAUGCACAGCCUGGGAGAAAAACUUUCACCAAAAUCUGACUUAUCUCCAUUAACACCACGGGAAUCCUCUCCUUUAUACUCACCUAGUUUUUCAGAUUCACCUCCUGUGAUGAAAGAAACAAUGGCUGCUAGCCAUUCACCUCCAUUAUCAUUGCAUAUGUCUCCAGACAAAUCAUUUGGCUAUCAUACUUCAGUAGUUCAAGAUCCUCUAACAAAACAUAGUCAAGAGCUCCUAGCCUGUACAGAACAGGAGGAUGUUGAGGAAACAACCAGAUCACCUGAAGCUCUUAAUUACUCUUACAAUGGAACUGGAAAAACCACCAGAUCUCCUGAGGCUGUUAGUUAUUCCUAUGAAAAAACAGAAAAAGUCACUGGAUCCCCUGAAGCUCUUGAUUAUUCCUAUGUAGCAACAGGGAAAACCACUAGAUCACCUGAGGCUGAACGUUAUUCCUAUGAAACAACAGAAAAAGCCACCAAGUCACCAGAAGCCUUUGAUUAUUUCUGUGAAAAAACCACCAGAUCAUCUGAGUCUGUCAGUUACUCUUAUGAGACCCCUGAAAAAACUAGCAAAUCACCCGAGACUAUUAGCUACACUUAUGAGACCACUGAAAAAACUAGCAAAUCUCCUGAGACUGUCAGUUACUCUUAUGAGGUGACAGGAAAAACCAGCAGGUCACCUGACACUGCUAGCUACCACUAUGAGGCUGAUAAAUACUUUGCUUCAGAAAAACCAGAGACCCGUCAAGAUGUCGAUUUAUGCCUUGUUACUUCCUGUGAAUACAAGCAUCCCAAAACAGAACUUUCACCUUCCUUUAUCAACCCUAACCCCUUAGAGUGGUUUGCGAGUGAAGAACCAUCUCAGGAACAAGAGAAGCCGUUAACUCAGUCUGGGGGUGCUCCACCACCUUCGGGAGGAAAGCAGCAAGCACGCCUAUGUGGUGAAACCCCUCCAACCUCUGUAAGUGAGUCUGCUCCAUCACAGACUGACUCAGAUGUGCCCCCUGAAACGGAAGAGUGCCCUUCUAUUACAGCAGACGCUAACAUUGAUUCAGAAGAUGAGUCUGAAACUAUUCCAACAGAUAAAACCAUUACAUAUGAACACAUUGACCCUCCACCAGUCCCAAUGCAAGAUCGCAGCCCUUCCCCUAGGCACCCUGAUGUCUCAAUGGUAGACCCAGAAGCCUUGCCUAUUGAUCAGAAUUUAGGUAAGCCUUUGAGGAAAGAUCUGAAAGAAAAGACAAAAACAAAAAAGCUGGGCCCCAAGACCAAGUCUUCCUCGCCUGCCAAGAAGAGUGAUAGCAAAUCAAAACAGGCGGCUUCACCAAAGCCUGCUGGCUUGAAGGAAUCAUUGGAUAAAGUUUCAAGAACAGCUUCUCCAAAGAAGAAGGAGUCUGUGGAGAAAGCUGCCAAAAAUGUCUCCACUCCAGAGAUAAAAUCUUCCCGUAAUGAGGAGAAAGAUAAGGAAACCAAGAACGCAGCCAAUUCUACAACAUCGAAGUCAGCAAAGACUGCAACUGCAGGACCUGGAAAUGUCAAACCAACAAAAUCUAUAGCUGUCCCUCCGGGGCCUCCUGUGUAUUUAGACCUGGUCUACAUUCCCAACCACAGCAAUAGCAAGAAUGUUGAUGUAGAGUUUUUCAAGAGGGUGAGGUCAUCCUACUACGUGGUGAGUGGGAAUGAUCCUGCUGCUGAAGAACCAAGCAGGGCUGUCCUGGACUCCCUGCUGGAGGGCAAGGCUCAGUGGGGAAGCAACAUGCAGGUGACCUUAAUCCCAACCCAUGAUUCAGAGGUGAUGAGAGAAUGGUAUCAGGAGACCCAUGAGAAACAACAGGACCUUAACAUCAUGGUUUUGGCAAGCAGCAGCACUGUCGUGAUGCAAGAUGAAUCUUUUCCUGCAUGCAAGAUUGAACUGUAAAAAAGAGAAAAGAAAAAGCAAUGCUUCACAACUUUAAACUUUGUUUCCAGAAAUUCUUCAAUUUGAAAAAACCUUUUUUAAAAAUGUAAUCCAUCUAAUUCAGCUGCUGAACUAUAUAUACCUGCCAAAUGCUAUACUGUAUCACAGUGAUGCAAGUCACUAUUCUUUUUUCUUUUUUUUUUUCAGUCUUUGCUGAUUGCUAUGGGAAAUAACAGUAUUCCCACCAUAGGGUUCAAAUUACUGCAGAAACUGCAGAUCCAGGUUCAUCUCCGCUGAACACUUGGAAACCAUGCACUAGCAAACACUGCUGACUUCUGCCAGGUUAUGGGGCAUUUGCCCUUGAGAGAAACACAGGGAGAAAAAAGAGAGAGAGAGAGGUAGAGGAGAAUAAAACCAUUAGUUUCGCAUUACUCUCAAAGCAAUCAGUGUAUUGCUUCCUGCACUCUGCCAUCACAUAAAAAGAAAGACGUACGUUUGCAUCAGUCUGAGUUAUUGCAAGAGCGGGCGUUUUUAAUUUAGUGACAAAAUAGCUAGAAAAAUAAGUGAAACUGAGCGUGGCUUUGAAGGCACAUGAGAUCCAAAACACUCACUUGCUGUUAGCAACUUCACUUUUAAAUGCUUCAUACUCACUUAACAUAAUUCUCUUAGGCAAUAUAUGCUAGUAGUUUGAACCUCAUUCAAUUUAACAUGCAAACAUGUUGAUCUAAGGCAUGCUCCCAAUGAAAAUCCACCUAGUCCUCUCAAAUUUGACAAACUUGCAUGCUGAAACACCCAAGUCACAGUCAAGUUUACUGAAGCAAAAUACCAAAGCAGUUGGGAGUACCUAUGGUAGACAAUUUGCCUUAGAAAGUGACUUGAAUGUACAAAGAUACUUGAUGCACUUAUUUUUUAAUGCAAGAUAGCAAGUUUAUAAAACAUCUGUGUAGGAUUAUAGUUACACCAGUUCAGAAGUAUGCGUGUGCAUGUGUGCUACUGGAAACCUCUCUGAUUGGUCAAACAGCUUGGUGCUAUGAAUUAUGUAUGUAAGUGGGACACUUCAUUGGGGCACCUGAACAGCAAGCCGUUCUUGAAAGUUUGUUUUUUCUCCUUUUUUCUGCUUUAUGGAAGCAUGAAAGAAAGGGUGCCCAGUACCCGAAAUGCAAAACGUAACAAACAUACAGAAUGUUGCAAACAGGUUCUCUGCACGUCUGUACAGUCUUUUGAAGCCUUCGUUUGUCUUACAUUCUUUUGACUGUUUAAUUUAAGAGUGAAUAAUGGGAACAAAUGUACAGAAGAAUUUUUUUAGCUCUGUGUGAACUUUUAAUAGAUGAAUUUUUAAACAGACGUUUCGUUUACAGGGAAUCGCAAAGAAAAAAAAUCAGGUGAAGGCAAAUUUUUUAGUAGUUUUGUAAGACAAAAUGCGUAAUGUUGUUUUGAGGUUCUGGUGAGAAUGAAGUAUGAUAUUGCAGUAACAUAUUUAUUGAACACAGUUGACUGCCAAGAAUUCUUUUGCAGGGAGCACGCUAACAAAUAUAGUUAUAUGUUAGUGAUUGAAGAAUUGAGGACUGAAAGGCUAGUUGGCUUCCUUUUUAACCAGGAGGCAGCUUAGGUUCUGGGCUGGCUCAAGGGCGCACACAACCCAGUCGGUAACUUGUGGCAGCAAUAUUUUUCAUGGUACCAAUGAAAGCAGCUUACGAUUGGGAAUUGCACUGCUGCAUCUUCUGUGACAUUGCAAGCAAUCCUGCCAUGCACCUCUCAAACUGCCCAGCACUGCAGGUUGGGGCAACCUAGUUCUACCUAGGUUUCCUUUCUCCUUGUAUUGUCUUGAGUAAAAUUAGCUCAAGGAAGUCAAGCAGUUUCUCUUCCCAGUAUUUAUAGAUCCCUCCCAAAAGUAAAUCCAGGGCUGUGUGUAUGUUGUAAUUCUGUGAGACCACAGAAGAGCUGUAGAAUGUGGACCUG
Elgaria multicarinata webbii is the source of this 9372-nucleotide messenger RNA. RefSeq names its product microtubule associated protein 1B (gene MAP1B). Gene Ontology annotation, molecular function: microtubule binding; actin binding. The record is from RefSeq and is a predicted model, not a curated record. Lineage: Eukaryota; Metazoa; Chordata; Lepidosauria; Squamata; Anguidae. The transcript is spliced from 7 exons. Gene Ontology annotation, biological process: dendrite development; regulation of microtubule depolymerization; microtubule cytoskeleton organization. Gene Ontology annotation, cellular component: microtubule associated complex; synapse; cytosol. The coding region runs from base 256 to 7434 and encodes 2392 amino acids.